Messenger RNA from Sciurus carolinensis (gray squirrel), 4378 nucleotides. It is a transcript of the gene Rad1, whose product is annotated as RAD1 checkpoint DNA exonuclease. The transcript has 6 exons. Gene Ontology annotation, cellular component: nucleus; checkpoint clamp complex. Gene Ontology annotation, biological process: DNA damage checkpoint signaling; DNA repair. Lineage: Eukaryota; Metazoa; Chordata; Mammalia; Rodentia; Sciuridae. Gene Ontology annotation, molecular function: 3'-5' exonuclease activity. Bases 520 to 1365 code for a protein of 281 amino acids. The record is from RefSeq and is a predicted model, not a curated record.
UCUACCUUGCAAACAGGGCCUGGGAUACGGUCUCUCUCUUCUUCCUCCACCUCUUCUGCCUUGACCGGCGACUUAGAUAGAGGCUUGGCAUCUUUUUCGUUUCUCUUUGGCUUCUUCGCCUGAACCGCUAAAUCCGCACGCCGUUUCCUCUUGGUUGCCACCAUCGUGCCUCACCGCCGUCUCUCUUGCUCUACUUCCGGCCCUGCUGCACUCUCCUCUUUCCGGUCUCUAUGGUACCGUGUGCUCGGCUCUGCAGUCCUGUCCCACUCUAUGGUGCCUCUUUCCGGUCUCGUGGUAUUGCACGCUCGGCUCUCUAGAUCUCCUUCCGCUCUGUGGUGACGGUGGCCCAGCGGGUAGGCGGGUCUGAAGAAAGUGGCGGGACCGCUCUUCUUCCUUUUCGGUUUCCUGGCUGGGAGGAGUUCCCCGGCGCCGGACCUACCGCAAAGGUGUUUGCUGAUUCUCGGGAACAGGUGUUGGCCCCGACAUUGGGAACUUCCCGGGCCGAAAAAGCAGACGACCAUGCCCCUCCUAACCCAACAGAUCCAAGACGAGAAUGAGUACAACUUAGUGGCCAGCCUUGACAACGUCAGGAAUUUAUCCACUAUCUUGAAAGCUAUUCAUUUCAGAGACUAUGCCACGUGUUUCGCUACUAAAAAUGGAAUCAAGGUUACAGUGGAACAUGCAAAGUGUGUGCAAGCAAAUGCUUUUAUUCAGGCUGAAAUAUUUCAAGAGUUUAUGGUUCAGGAAGAGUCUAUUACUUUUCGAAUUAAUUUAACUGUCCUUUUAGACUGCUUAUCUAUAUUUGGAUCAAGUCCUAUGCCAGGGACUUUAACUGCACUUCGAAUGUGUUACCAAGGUUAUGGUCACCCCUUGAUGUUAUUUCUGGAAGAGGGAGGAGUGGUGACAGUCUGUAAAAUCAAUACUCAGGAGCCUGAAGAGACUCUGGAUUUUGAUUUCUGCAGCACCAAUGUUAUUAAUAAAAUUAUUCUGCAGUCAGAGGGGCUCCGUGAAGCAUUUUCUGAAUUGGAUAUGACAAGUGAGGUCUUGCAGAUCACCAUGUCUCCUGACAAGCCGUAUUUCAGGUUAUCUACUUUUGGAAAUGCAGGAAGCUCCCACCUUGAUUAUCCCAAAGAUUCUGAUUUGAUGGAAGCAUUUCAUUGUAAUCAAACCCAGGUUAACAGAUACAAGAUUUCUUUACUGAAACCCUCUACAAAGGCAUUAGUUUUAUCUUGUAAGGUAUCUAUUCGGACAGAUAACCGAGGAUUCCUCUCAUUACAGUACAUGAUUAGAAAUGAAGAUGGACAAAUAUGUUUUGUGGAAUAUUACUGCUGCCCUGAUGAAGAAGUUCCUGAAUCUGAGUCUUGAGUAUAAAAAUUCACUGAUGUUUAUGUGUACAUUUAAGAAAGAUUAUGUUCUCAUUCUGAGUACAGUACUCAUGAUUUCUUGUUGGAUUUUUUGUAGGGAAGAAACAUGGAGAAGAUAGGAGCAAGGUCCCUGUAGGCUAGUAAUUGCUAUGUAUCUAACAAACAAAUGUUUUCAUGUCGGCGUAGACUAUCCAGCUUAUUGGUUGUCCUGUGGUUCUAUCUUUUGAACUCAUGGGAAUCAUUGUCAGUCAAAGUGAAUAAGUUAUGUUCUGUUUGUUUAAGUAGAAUGCUUAAUAGACUUAAGGUUUAAAGUUUGAUGAAGCUACAUAAAUAAGCUUCCCCCAGGAAAUUCUGAUGUGUGCUAAAGUUUGGAAACCAUUGUUUUGAAGGAUACUAUUAUUUUAUUGCAUAUAGGUGAUACUUUUACUUGUGAUUUCUUCACAAAGUUCUGAGGUUGAAGCAUUGUCAAAACAGUCUGAAAUAGUCCUUAUGUUUUAUUUUUUAUGUCCAUUUCUUGAAGAGUAGGAGUUAUAGAUUUUCUUCUCAGAACUGUUCAGGGCAGUAAGUACUGCAAUAAGUGUUUAAUAGGUACCUUUCCACUUGCCUAUGAUAGCCUCUUGAGUAAACCAGAGUAUAGAAAACCAAUUAAGUUAUUUUGUACUUUCCUGGGUAGUUUUCACUGAAAUAUUUUAUGUCGUUGUAUUUAAUAAUAUAAAAUACUAAAAUUAUCUGACUUCUUCUCUAAUUGAUAAAAUACAUGACUAAAGUUUUAUCUUUGUUACUAAACCAGGUGAUGACAGUUUGCUGUCUCCCAGUCAUGGACUAGCACCAUUGACCCUUUGGGUAUGAAAGUUCUUUAUGGGAAAAAACCUGUCAGGCCACUGCAGGAUUCAUUUAUCCUCCCUGGCAUUUACCUGUUAAAGCCAAUCAUUAUGACUACCUCCUCCCCCAAGUAAAAGUGCUCCAAACUUUUGAAGACCAAGAAUAAUAGUAACCCAAGUUCCAGGGUAUGUGUAGAAUGUUUUACCAUAAAAUAGACCCCAGAGCAUUAGAGGUAGUUAGUUUGGAGAGUAUUGCAGCAGGUGCCUUGUAGAGUGGCUCCUUCAAAGCUGCGAAGACAUGGCUUCCCAGCUGCAUACACAGUUUUGAUGUAGCCCAGGGUUAGUACCUGAUCUCCUGGCAAGUCUCCCAUGCAAUCUCUGUAUGUACUGCUGCUACACAAGAAGUUAAAAUUUUGUAAAAGUGUAGUAUGUGUUCAACAAGGAAAUGGAUGACUCUAAAUGUUGUCAGAAUUUUUUUGUUUAAACACCAAGAAUAUAGCAAAUCUAAAACAUAAUUAUGAAAAUAACCAGUCAACAUAUCAGGGUCUGUAAUUUUCCCUUGUAUUUAAAAUAAGGUAUUUAGAAUUUGUCUAACAGGUUUUCAGUUUUUACUAGAGCCACCCUUCUUAAAAAUAAAAAUCAGGGUAAUUAUUUUAGGUUUUGUUCACUAGUUUGUCCUAUAUCUAGAACAGUGCCUAGGAUAUAAUAAGCAUUUGAUAUAGAUAUUUGCUUGAUGAAAGAAACUCCACUUUCAGAUUAUCUUUUAGCAUUUUACUGGUCACUGUUUAAUUCUGCUUACUUAACUCUAAAUUUAUUUCAAUCUAACAUUUCUUUGAAAGCUGUACCUAUAAGCCACCACAUUUAACACAUUUGUGAGUAUUCUGUGCAUCCUAAUCUUGCACCAGUUGGUUUAGUAAUAAAUUUAUAAGUAGUAUAGGAACAAAUUUUUUAAAGCUUCACAUAAUGGUUGCAUCCCAUUUUUUUGCAAAAAGAAAAACCAAUUGGCAUAAAAUCUGCCAUAAUUAUUUGGUGGAAUAGUUUUUACUGUUUUAGCUUCUAAUGGCCACUAGGGGGAGGUUUCCUCAGGCAGAGCUGGUGACAGUGGUGACUACAAAUUCAUCUGAAAGAACACAGUCUUUCUUUUAAGAGUUUUAGUUUUGCUUUUUUGAAGUUUAUCUCAUUUUCAGUAAAACUGUACUUAGCAUGAAUAGGUAAGCAAUAUUUUUUAACAUUUUAUUCACCAUUUGUGCUUCCAAGUAGAAUUGAUGAAAUGCCUCAAAAUAAUAAAGAUAAAAUGCAUUAAAAUUUAUUUUUCUCAUAAAAAUAAGACAGCAGUCAUUUUUAUUAUAAGCCAUAGAAUUUCUUUGGCAUUAAAAGAAGUUCUAGUAAAAAAGUGUAACGUGGUAUUCUCAGCAGCUCCCUUCUUCUCUUUCCCUGCCCUUUACCAGCAGAGAUAAAAUUUAUUGGAUCCUGAGAAAUUGGAGAAGUGUAGUAUUUUUUUUUCUUAAUUAUAUUUCUAAUUUGCUUUGGUUCUGGAUACAGAAGCACCUAUAACAGCUGCCUGUGGCAUUUCUCGUAGGACUACAGGUAUUCAUCCUUGGAGUGGAGUGGGAAAUCCUUUAGAGCUCCUUGACUGCCAUGGGGGUCCUUGUAACCUGACACAUACAAAAGCAACACUGCCUGUUGUGUUACAGUUGCUUCAUAGUAUCCAUAUCUCAGUCAUGGCCUAAGAUUUUGAAAAUCAGAAUAAAUGUUUGAAGUAGGUUUUCUUUUUGAAACUAAGAGUUUGUUGAUCAAUAUAUACUAGUCGCGGCUCUCAAGUGGUAAAACUGAGAAUAUUCAAACCAUUUCAUCGGUUUGAUCUGAGUCUGAAUUUCUUUUUUCUAAUUUAGUACAGAGGUUGUAAGAAAAGAACUGAUCCUUAUCUCAAAAAUAUCAAAGUACAUUAGGCUCAGGUAAUUAAAUGUAAAAUAUUUGGAUUGGUUUAUCCAGAUUGCUCAUUUCCACUAAAUUUAGAAAGUAUCUUGGUUCUCAUCUACAACUUCCAAAUUCUAUUUUAUAUAAAAUUGUAUUAUGCUCAACAUUUCUAGUGUAUUUUCUUAAGACUGAGAUUUCACAAAACAGUAAAAUUUUUAAACUUCAGUGGAGCUCAGAGGAUUUUUAGGGCAGUGAAAUGCUCUGGAUAAUACUGUA